Hemibagrus wyckioides is the source of this 12551-nucleotide messenger RNA. RefSeq names its product murine retrovirus integration site 1 homolog (gene irag1). Gene Ontology annotation, molecular function: hyaluronic acid binding. The transcript is spliced from 43 exons. The record is from RefSeq and is a predicted model, not a curated record. Gene Ontology annotation, biological process: cell adhesion. Lineage: Eukaryota; Metazoa; Chordata; Actinopteri; Siluriformes; Bagridae. The coding region runs from base 152 to 5620 and encodes 1822 amino acids.
ACAGCACAGACAGCAUGCUGCUUGUGCUCGGCCUUCACGAUCAUUCAGGAUGGGACAGAGCUGAAAUAUUCUUCUCUGGUGACUGGAAAGAGUGCAGUGAAUUUGCUAGCAUGGAAGUUUUCAAAGGGAUAAUGAUCCACUAAAAGCGCUCAUGGCUUCAGGGAACAGGAACGCAGGCUGGAGCGUUCCUGAGAUUUCAGCCUAUCAGCAACCCGAAAACGAUGAGUCUCAGCAGGAUGGAGAAUGUCAAGGAUACAGCGCUUUGAAUUUGUCCGUAGACUCUGGAACUUCUUCGGCUGAACUUUCCCAGCUGCACUCCGACAAUGAGAACUUCAGACUCUGCGACAGGUAUUUACGCGAGCACCUUGACACAAACGGGUUUUCAGAAGAAGAGCUUCUGAACAUUACGUUCGAGGCGUGCGAUGCUGCAGGACGAGGAGAAGUCCUGGCCUCCACUGUAGUGCAGUUUCUGCAGGCCAUGACUGGACACAGUGGUGCACAGGACAAGCUGAUUGUCCUGAAGCACAUGUUGGACCCAGAGGACCGAGAUCCGCCUGUGGACAGAGAGGUGUUUCACACCACUAUGAGGAAGUGGAUCGCUCGGUGCAGUCAGGACGGAUUAUUUGACGACAGCUACCAAGCAUCAGGAUCAGACUCCUGCAAAGCGACUGCGAAUGGAGCUGAGUUUUCUCCUUCACCGGCUGAAACUACCUUCACAGACCAAAGCGAAUAUCGCUGCGAUGCGGGUGAUUUGUUGGGCCUGGUGGCGGAGCUGAAACACGCUCAGCGCAGACUGAGAGGCCAGAACAGCAGCCUACUGAGGAGCGUAUCUCAGUGCGAGGAAACCAACCUUCAGCUAAUGAUGGAUGUUUCAGAGCUUCGUAGUAAACUUGCAAGUGCCCAGCUGUGUGCAGGAAGAGCUCGGUCUUUGGCUGAGGAGCUGGAUGAAGCCAGACGAGCGCUGAGAGAAAGUCAAGAGAAAACUAGCCGAGCUCAAGCUAACAGCCAUUCACUGAUGAAGGAGAUUGAACACCUGAAGGCUCAUAUCAAAGUCAUGGAAGAGAUGAAUGAAAAACUUCUGCUGGAGAGGAACAGUGCAGAGGAUCGGCUCAACAAACUGAAAAGAGCCAACACGGACAUCAGGGAGGAACUGGAGGAACUGCGAGUGUUACUGGCAAUGAAAGAAAGGGAAAACACCAAGAAAAACAUCACACUGCAGAAGCUAAAAGAGACUUUUCUGGACUACCACAGAAUCAUCGACGGUCUGCAGUGUGAUCUGGUGAGAUUACAGGAGCACUCACAGCAAGCACUUCUCAGGUUCGAUAAAUGUUCAAGUCUGAAAAGUCCUGCAGUCCCAAAUCAUUACUCUCUCCACCGCGAGAUCCAGGAGGCCGAGCCGAGGAGACGUGUGGAGGAAAACAGCGGCUCAGGGUCUGAGCUUCAGUCUCCUUCGUCUCCGAAGAGAGAUCUGUACAAUUUCAUCCACAAGAUCAAGUCUGCAGAGCUGCGGGAUCCCGAAUCGUUACAGAAAGCGUUCCUUCAGGACCAGCAAGAGCAGACGAGCUCCAAGCAGCUACUGACAAUUCUGAGAGAGCUGGAGCAUCCUCAACCUCCGUGGGACCAGCAGCCAGACCGCAGGCAGCUCGAAACACACCGGCAAACCCAGGAAGUGCGCAAAGCUCCACCCAUCACUUGGUGGAAAGCUCUGAGAGUGGAGGACGAAAAUCACAGCUGGAACACCCGAGACGUCCAGGACACCACCAGGGACAUGCAGGAGAAGAUCAGCGCUCUGGAGAUCCAGCUGAAGGAGGCGCAGAUAGAGGUCCAAAAGCGCAGAAAGGAGUUAAGAGAAGCACAAAUCCGGACACAGAGGGCAGACGUGGCCGUGCAGACGGAGCAGGUUGAAGAUGAGAGGAAACGUGUCGCUGCUGAGGAAGUUCUGGAGUCUAUCAGAAAGGUGGAGGUGGUGGUGAUGAGGGCGCUGCAGGCUGCCGAGACGCUGACUGAAAGCGAGAGGAGGAUGAAGGAGAGGAUGGAGGCCAUCAGCCACAAGGUGGAGGAAACUCUGAGCAGAACAGCAGACACUGAGGAGCAGCUGAAGGGACUGGAAAACCGGGUUUCCUCCUGCAUGAAGACUUCAGAUAUUUCAGCACGGCCGGACGCAAGUUCAUCAGACACUGGACAUCAUCCGGUGGUCUGCAGUGACAUCAUCAUCUCAGAGCCUUCAAACCCGAACACGACAAACCGUGGCUGCUUUCCGCACGCAGGAGCCGAGGAUAACAGCCGAGAGGGGACAUCCCAGGACACGAAGGAUACGACUCGAACUCUGAACGACUCGUCUGAACCGCUGGUGAAGUGCGAAAACGUUGUUCUCUCAGACUCUUCUUCUUCAGAUCAUCUUCCUGUGGGACUUGUUAACAAACAAAACCCACCAGCGCAGAACUGCAGUGAGAGAGAAUCUACUGCUGCUGCUGCUGCUGCUGCUGCUCACGAUCCCGUACCGGAAACUUCCCUGAGCGCUGCCUGCGAGGAGCGAAAGCGCCAUGACAUACAGAAGAACGGAGCCGGGUUCUACUUCGGGUCAGAGGAACCAGGCGGCACUGACGACUCUCUGAGAAAGUCUGAAGAACAGUCAGACAGUGGAGUUUCACUAGAAGAAGCUGACCAAACCGUCAAAGAGCUAGAGGAGAAGAAAGAUCCCAACCGUGAUCAGGACGACGAGGGAAGGAGCCGAGAAUCCGCGAGUUCUGGGAGUUCAGAAUCGGGACCGAGGGAAGUCUUGGAGAAAGGGUGUUCUGCAGAACCGGAGCAGGGUGACCAAACUUUCCCAAACUUCCUCUUAAGUGGAGGUGGAUGUUUGGAAGAAGAAUCAGGAAGACUAGAGGAGACAAACAGGAGUGUAAAGGAUUCACUAACAAAGUGGAGGUGCUGCAUAGCAGAAUCAGGAAACGUACAAAGUUCUGAUGUGUAUGAAGGUGGAAGCGUCCAGGUCCAGAUUGCAGAACCGACUGGAAAACUAAAGAAAGAAAUCUCUGCCGAAUGUGGAGCAGAAGGAGCUCCGGCUAAUCCAGCUUCUCCGAGAUCUUUUCAUCUCGCAGUACCGGAGUCCCACACACCUUUCUUCUUCCCUCACACUCGCUCUCGCCCUCCGACCGCCCCCACCAUGCCCACCCUGCCUGAAGAGGAGGAAGAUUCUCCCGAGGAGGUCGACAGCGCCUCCAGCUCUCCGUCCUCUGUUAUGCCGCUUGAAUCCAAGCUAGUGAACGUGACCCUGUCACCCCCUGCUAUCGUCCUGCCGAGGCAAGUCAAGCAGGAACCCAGGCCUCUGGAGAAAGCCAGACCGCACAGCCCCAGACCCCGGCUCUCGAGGAGCACCAGCUCGUCUGGGCCAAUCACUACAGUAGAUAAUGAUGGUCACGUGAUAGACCUGGUAAAAGAUGAGCUUCCAGAGAUGCAGCUCUCUGAGGAGGACCGGCAGAAGAACCUGGAGCUGCUGGAGGAGGCCAAGAAAGUGAGCGAUCGUUUCCUGACCCGUAGGGGGCGUCGGUCUACGUGUAGCCUCUCAGAGUCUCCUACAGGUCUCUCGCCCAACCCAACUCCAGGCUCAUCUCCUGUACCGUCCAGAAGCAGCUCCGUCUCGGCGCCGCCACAAACGGACGUCUUGGCAAAUCCUCCUUUGAGCCCAUCCACAAGUCAGAGGUUGGAGGUGCCUGCAGUGCGUGACCACGGAGAAGCAAAUAAACCCGAGCAGGAGACUCUGAAGAAGCUUGUAGAAUGGAAAUCGCCUGAGAAGCGUAAGGUUUCCUCUGGUACGCUGACCCCUCGUCAGACCUCCUCUGCUACAGCCAAGGAGCUCACCACGUCCUCAAAGGAUGUCUCAGAGUCGUGCGUCCCUGCAGACAGAGGAAAAAAGCUGACCCCGGUUCCGGCGGUCCAGAAACCAGACAGUCAGACUCCGGCAACCGGAGUGGCCAAGCCGGUACCACGGCCGGCCAUGCAGCAGGCUCCGUGCACGGCUGAGAUCAAGACCAUUGGGGCUUUCCCGCCUCUCAUGAGGGCUGUCUCGUGGGAUACAGUGGGCUCUCUGAACAUGAGGAACGGGGGACCUAAAGGAGAAGACGGCCUCUCUUACCCUGACAACCUAAAGCCUCCUGUGAUCACCCAGAAGCUGUCCAAACUUCGGGAGGAACAUAAGCUGUUGAGGAACCAGAGCAUCUCCGGGUCGAAGCUGCCGGACCUGAACGAGUCGGCCGAACAAGACCAUGAUCCCUCGUCUUCUACGAAGGAGUCCACAGCAGACGAGGAGUUGAAAGAGAAAGCAGAUGCCAUGCCCAACAUAUCAGACGUCAUGCUGCGCAAGCUUAAACUACACAGAGGCUUACCAGGCUGCGCCCCUCCGCUCACAGAGAAAGAAGUUGAGAAUGCCUUUGUGCAGCUGUCUCUAGCAUUCCGCAACGACAACUACACUCUGGAGACGAGAAUGAAGCAGGCAGAGAGGGAGCGCAGCCUUACGGAGGAGAACACUGAGAAGGAACUGGAAGAGUUUAAAAACUCGCUGAAGAGCACCGUGUCCUUAUGGCAGAAUGCAGAGCAGAGGGAGUUCUACCAGCGCCUCAUCGAGACUGUAGCUGUGCUGCACCGCCUCACCAACCGUCUGUCCAGCCGGGCAGAGAUGGUGGGGGCAGUGAGACAGGAGAAACGGAUGAACAAGGCCACUGAGGUGAUGCUGCAGUAUGUCGAGAACCUAAAAAGAACCUAUGAGAAGGACCAUGCAGAGCUGAUGGAGUUUAAGAAGCUAGCCAACCAGAACUCGAACCGUUGUUAUGGAGGCUCAAUAGAAACUGGAGAUGAUGGCGUUCCACGUGCAGCGAGAUCCAUGUCUUUAACAAUGGGAAAGGCUUUACCCAGAAGGAGAGUCAGUGUAGCUGUGGUUCCCAAAUUUAAUCUCCUGAACAUUCCUGGUCAGACUCCAAGCACAGGGGGCCCCGUUCCGGGUCCUGGAGCUAGCCUUGCCACCGCUGCAGGCCUUAACCCAAGCUCUGGCCCUGGUGCACUUCCUGUACUGUGCGAGGCAAACAGUAUGAAGAGCGACUCCAGUUCAGACCCAGCGCAGCAGGGAGCAGCGGAAAAUGGAAAAGUUCUGCUGGAGCAGGAAGGCGAGGCAGCUACCCCAGCCAAAGCUUCCUGUAGCCCAGAAGAGAUCAGAGCUGAGAUCAAGGCCAAAAUCGAGGAGGAAGCCUACAAUAAAGGGUAUCAGGAAGGACUGAAGAGACUUAAAGAGCUCCAGGAAGUGAAGGAGGAAGAAGAGAAGGCAGAGGAAAAAGAGAUGGAGUUAGAAGAGAUAACUGAAGAAGAGCUGGGAGAAGAAAAUAAGCCAAGCAGGUUGGAGCGAGUUCUGGAAGUCCUCGAACGGACGUGCCCCAAGAUCUUCAGGAGGAACCGGACGCUAUGGAUCGUUCUUACUUUGUUCUUAGUAGUGUUCCUUUUAGUCAACAUCAUAAACUUCUUCAGCAGUCUUUAUAUCGAUCACGCAGACCCUGAGGCAGAAAAGUCCAGCGUUCCGGGCAAGAAGAAGUUUUUAGGAUUGCAUGUCGGAUCGAAGAGUCCGAGUCCAGAGUAACACCUAACCUACACGUUUAGAGACGGUCUGAGGAGCUGAACUUGACUUGAACUUUGGAAACUUGCUCGUGUCCUGAGGAGCCAAAUAAUUUAAUUUUUUAUUUUUUUUUUAAAAAGGAAACCAUAAAUGGGCAAAAAAAAAAGUUUUUGAUAGCCAUUGUAAGAUUUAUAUCUAUAUAGUUUGAUAUGUUACGAUAAGAGACAAAUGGCACAUUUAAUGAGAUUGAGAUUCCAUCACUUUACUCUUCUCAGGUUUGCGAGAUGAAGCGUCGUCGUUGAGAUAUUAAGCAUUAUUUAAGAGCUUUGGUAUGGGUUUUGAGAUUCAGUGCUGAUGUCUAUGUCCAUGUUUGUCUGAUCUGGCAUUCCGAGGUAGCUUUUGUGUGCAAUAUUUGUGCCACACGAUUGUAUUUUCUUUGGGAAAUCGCAAAAAUCCUGGUUUCAACACGGACACUCUGGAUCGGAUCGUGUCCUUGGAGAACGCUUGGUUAGUGUGACGAGUUUUCCAAACAAAACUACAACAAAGAACAGAACACUUACAUGUUUGUUGGUUUGUUUGUUAGCACCAGAGGUUUGUCAUGGUUUUAGAUCAUUAAUUAAUUCUCACGUGUGUUAACGGUUUGUGCCACUGCACUCCUUUUAAUAAAGGGGCCUUCAAUAAGGUUUCACACAGGGUAAUGAAAUGCGGUACAUGACCAUCUUUAUUUUCCAUUUUAUUUUUAUUUUCUGUUUCAGUUGAAAUGAGUUACAGCUCAAUUCACCCUCACAAUGUUGGAGGAUCAAUUAACCCUUUUAUUGUUGAACUGAUCGUCUGUCAUGAUGAGGAAUGGUCUCAGGUGGUUCUAAUCUCAUGUCAGCAAGGCUAGAAUGCCUUUCUGGGAAAAUAAUCUACAGCUGGAUGUUGUGAGGAAUCAGAUUUUAUUCCGUUUCCAUCCCAAAACUGAAUAUUUUAACAGCCCAACCAGUAGUGUUGUGUUAGUCUUAUACCACAGCAAUCUGUCCAUCAUAAAGAUUUAUUUAUUAACAAAAGACACGUACAUUUAUAUCCAUUUAUAGCUGCAUGUUGUGGAAUGGAUGAAAGAAGACUUAUUACUUAGGUUGAAGCAGUUAGAAUCAGUCGUUCCCUCACCAGCCUCUCUUUUAUUCUCUCUCUCUCUCUCUCUCUCUCUCUCUCUCUCCCUCUCCUACAAGCUUUCCAGCAUCAGAAAAAGUAACUUGUACUUUUUAUCCAUUUAUAGUUGUGUUCAAUUCUGUAGAAACAUUUGUUCUCUAACCAUCACUCCCUCUCACCCUCUCUUUCUCUCUUUAUCUUUCUCUCUCGCACUUUCAAUCUUUCUUUUUCUCUUUCUCUUUGUUUCCUUUCUCUUCAUCACUUUCUCUCUCUGUCUCUCUUUUUCCUCUGUCUAUCUUGUGCUCUCUCUCUCUCUCUCUCUCUCUCUCUCUCAUUCUCUUUUGUUCUCUUUCUCUCUCUAACGUUCUCUCUCCUACAGGCUUUCCAGCAUGAGAAAACUUAACUCAGAACUCGUAAUUUUUAUCCAUUUAUAAUUUUGUUGAAUCCAGUAGAAACGUUCUCUAACUAUCACUAUCUCUUUCUCUCUAUCUAUUUUUUCCUUUCUCUCUAUCACUCUUUCUCUCUCAUUAUUUUCCUGUAACAGCACAUCCUCCUGAAGUGUUUUUCAUUCCUCUCACACCGCAGCAAUUUGCCAACAGUUACAAUUUAAAAUGCAUCAAUUAUCAAGACAUGGUGUUGGUUUGUCAGCAUUAUUCAGUCCCUACAGGAUUUCUGCAGCCGAAAAUGCUUUUUCCCCCCAGAAAAAUUAAAUUGGUGAAAUUUCAAACACAGGAUCCUUAUUCUUUAAACACCUACCAUCUGUAAUGACUUUCUAUGAGAGCUGUGCUCAUGAUCCACACACGUGGUGAUGUCACGCCUCACGUCUCAACCCGUAUCUGUGGAAAAUCUGCUGUCAAUUUGAAAGAAUCCUCCGAAUAUCGUGGAAUGUGCUGGAUUUUGUGUUCAAUUCUGAAAUCGCAAAUUCUUGUAAUCCUGAAAAGACUGAUGGAUGGUUACAUUUAUGUUGUGGAACGUUUUCAGAACCUGUUUAGUUCCUGAUAAAAUGUACAGCUCAGCUGUCAGUCAGUUACUCUCAGGCCUCUAGAGUUUUCUUCUCUCUCUUUUUCAAAGGCAGGAAGGAAUUAGAGUUAAGUCAAUAAUGAACUCAGAAACUACACUGACCUAUUAGUUUCCUCAAGAGCUCCUGGUUGCUGUUGUAGAAAGGACAUUAUAUACAUUUACGUUAUUUUCUGUCCAGUGUCACCCAAAUGAGGAUGAGGUUCCCUUCUGAGCCCCUGGUUCCUCUCAAGGUUUCUUCCUUAUAUCAUCUCAGGGAGUUUUUCCUCGCCACCGUUGCCUCAGGCUACUCAUUAGGGAUAAAAUAGUAACUGGUCAGAGGAAUUGUUUUAGCCAAUCGUAUGGAUUUAUCACUUUAGAAGAACGGAGCUCGAGAAGCCUUUAUUAUCGCCACACAUACAUUACAGCACAGUGGAAUUCUUUUCUUCCCAUAUCCCAGCUGAGGAAGUUGGGGUCAGAGCAGCUAUGAUAUAGCACCCCUGGAGCAGGGAGGGGUUAAGGGCCUUGCUCAAUUACCCAACAGGAGCUUGAACCCUGAUCUUCCGAUCAACAACCGAGAGCCUUAACUUGAACUAGAACCGCCCUCCCCCACUUGAGCUGUGGUUAAUCGAAGAGUUUCAUUAAUAGUACUGUAGAGGUAAUCAUAAUAACUGAUACAUGAACUGAAAAUCAGAACAGAUUGAAUUGUUGUGUUACGGUUGAGUUGUUUUGUGUAGUGUGCAGUAAGAGUGUGUCGUGUUGCUAUGAUGAGGUGGUGAUAUGCAAACGUAAGCAGGGAAGAGUGCACAGUUUAUUCCGAUCGAAAAGCUGCUGACUCGAUGAUGACUGCUUAUUCUUCCUGUCUUCCUGCGUCAUUUCCCAGUGAAAUGAUGGAGUGUGUGUGUGUGUGUGUGUGUAGAUGUUUUGGUGGAAGGAGGCAGUAUGCCAGUGAAGGAUCACAGGAAGUGAAGAACAUUUGCUUGUUAAAGAAAACCUAAUCUUUGUCCAUCAUAUCUGGUGUGUGUGUGAGGACCUUUGGCACUUUACUGAGAAAACAUUAUUUGCUCCAACACUACUUACAUAAUAAGUCUAAGGGCAGAUGAUGAGCUGUGGAAAUAUUCAAAACUCACACUAGCGAGUGACAAACCAUUCUUAGGUUCUUGGAUCCAAGCUCUUGGAUGAGAAACAUAAAUGAUCUUGAAGCUCAUUAGAACUAAAAACUAUCCCAGGUCUGUUUGUAUUACGGGUUAUAAGUUAGCUUCAGAUGUUCAGACCAUCUUUGUGACUUCCUUCUGAGCUUUUAUUCGCCUCUAUACACAUUCCUCAAAGGUUGUAUACACAGAGCAGGCAUAACAUUAUGACCACCCGCCUAAUAUUGUGUUGGUCCGCCUUUUGCUGCCAAAACAGCCCUGACCCACCGAGGCAUGGACUCCACUAGAUCCCUGUGGUAUUUGGCACCAAGAUGUUAGCAGCAGAUCCUUUAAAUCAUGGAUUGGUCCGAGGAAUCGUUUUAGCCGAUCGUUUUUUUUAGCUUCAUAUUCACACACAGCCACCAUUUCUGUCAUUUUCUUGAUUCUGUGUAAUAAUUUUUGACAUGAUGAAGCUACAGAUUGACUCGAAUGAUCCUGUGAAGCAAUCAUAUGGCUUGUGUGGUCCAGUGUUUCUUCAGCUCCUCGUCUUAUCUUGUCCUGUACAAGCUUAUGUUAAAUAAGUUACAUAGAAAAAUGAAGCUUGGAAGGAAGUAACAGAGAUCUUUGCUGUCUGUAAUAACAGCAUGGAAUUGUAGUAGUGAACAUAGCUGCUACAGUUAAGUCGUUUUGGUUAGCAUUACGUGGGCUGAUUAGCGAUUUUCACUUUGAUUAGUGUUUCGCUAUUUAGCUUUAGAAGCGUUUACAUUUUGGCUGCUACUUAGACGCCCAGAAAGAUAAACUAUCAAGGGUCACUCAUAAAUGAGUGACCCUUGAUAGUUUUCCUGUAUGAUGUGAGGGUAAGAGGAAGUCUAACCGAAGCACAUCCCUGAUUUCAGUACUGGAGCAAUACAGUAAAACAGUGCUGUGAAAAACUAUUUGCCCCCUGAUUUUUGUCACACUUAAAUGAUUCAGAUUUUUCAGACAUUAAGCAAAUUUUAAUAUUACCCAAAGGGUAAACCCGAGUAAAUACAAAAUCCAGUUUUUAAAUGAUGUCAUUUAGUAAGGGAAAAAAUCUCUCCAUAGCGGUCUGGCCUUGGGUGAAAAAGUAAUUGGCCUCUUAAUAACUGCAAUCAAACGUUUAUGAUAUCUGGCAAUGAGUCCUUCACAUGGCUGCGGAGGAAUUUUGGCCCACUCUUUUUUGCAGAAUUGUUUUAAUUUGAGGUUAGUGAGCAUGAACAGUCUGUUUGAGGUCAUGCCACAGCAUCUCGAUCGGAUUCAAGUCCAGACUUUGACUAAGCCACUCCAAAAACUCCAUUUUGUUUUUUUGGGUUUUUUUUUUUAGUCAUUCAGAGGUGAACCUGCUGGUGUGUUUCAGAUCAUUGUCCUGCUUCAUAACCCAAGUGCGCUUCAGCUUGAGGUCAUGAACUGAUAGCUGGACGUUCUCUUUCAGGAUUUUCUGCUAGAGUGCAGCAUUCAUGGUUCAAUCAAUUACAGAAAGUCGUCCAGGUCUUGAAGCUGAAGCAGCCCCAGACCAUCACUUUACCACCACCAUGUUUGAUGUUCUUUUUAUGAAAUGCUGCGUUGUAACGGGUCCACACCUUCCAAAAAGUUUAACUUUUGUUUCAUCAGUCUAGAGAAUAUUUGUCAAUGUCUUGGGGAUAAUUUAAGAUGUUUUUUUUUGACAAAUGUAAGAUGAGCCUUUGUGUUCUUUUACAUUUAUGGCAUUUGGCAGAGGCCCUUAUCCAGAGAAGCCCAGCAGUAACAGUUUGGUGGACCUGGGAUUCCAGCUCACAACCACGCUCUUAACCACUAAGCUUCCACAUCCCACUCCUUUUUUUGGUCAGCAGUGAGUGGCUUUUACCUUGGAACUCUCCAAUAGCUGCCAUUUUAGUCCAUUUUGUCUCUUUCUUAUUGUUGAAUCAUAAACACUGACCUAAACUGAGGCAAUUGAGGCCUGCAGUUCUUUUAAAUGUUGUUCUAGGUUCUUGUAUGAGCUCCUGGGCGAGUCAUCGUUGCGCUCUUGGACCUUCCCAGAAGUGGUUGACCUAUCAAAAUUACUCCAGGUUUUCUCCAUUUGUAGAUAAUGUGGAUUUCUCCAUUUGUAGAUAAUUACUUUUUCACAUAGAGCCAGGUAGGUUUGCUUGUUUUCCCUUAAUAAAUAAAAUCAUAAUUUAAAAACUUUCUUUUUUCCAGUAGUCAUCCAUUGGGAACAUUUUUUAUCCAGAACCAUAACAGUUUCUAAGGAACUUUUUGAGAUUCUGUAUGAACCUUCUCUGGAACUGAAAUUCUUUAUAUUGCAAAGAUUUUUAUUUAUUUAUUUUUUUUCCCAGCAGUAAACCACCAAAAAAGAUUUAAUCUAACAGCUUCUCUUGGCUUUUCUCACUCUUUCUUAAGGAAUUUUUCAAGGUUCUAAUUUUCCAGGGUUUCCCUUUGCAGAGAGGGUUUCAUGUAGAACCUCUUUAUAUAUUCAAGAACUCUUAAAUCCCAGCCUUCUAAAGGGGCUGAAUCUCUUUAUGUUGUAGCCUUUAUUGGUUCUCUUAAAAUGUUGAAAUCCAUGUCAAGCAGAACCAUUUUAGAAAGUCAAGAACCCUCACGUAAAUAUGUAAAGAUCUCAUUUUUCAAUAAGCUCUUCAGAUUUUUGGAAAAAUAAAUGGGCUUUAAUUUCCAGAUCCAUUUCUGAAAGAACCAAAAGAACCAGAAGAACCCUUAAGGGCAUUGGUUCUUAGUCUGAGAAGGUUUGAGAGCAGCAGUUGCCCUUUAUAGUUUGUCUUUCUGAAGUGCUUCUGCUUGAAGCUAUUUGUGUAUUGGUUUGUCGAUUCCCUCAAACAGUUUACCCCCGAAAAUGGUAUGAUUUCCGGCGUGUUCCAUGUGUGGCUCUCCACCGGCUACAUCUUCGACGCUUCUUUAGCGAGAAACGUGUGAGAGUUUGGGUGUGGGCAUCUCUCAAAAUCUUGAAUCUAGAACCAUCAUUUUGUUUCAUUCUCCCCUUUUUUCAACAGAACCAUUACAUUAAAAGAAAUUAUAGUUCCUUAUCUACAGAGACGAGUACAUUUAUUGAUGCAGUGACUGCCCUUAAAUGUCCUUGAUAGGAGUUUGCAGUAAACAAACUUUUGUUGUUUUCUUGGUAAAGGGAAAUACUUUUCUGUAAUUAAGUAUACUCUACAGAUACCACGGAGACACAGAGAGAUAGAGAGAGAUGAAGAUUAUGCUAACAUCACACUCGGGUACCGAACCUAAACAAAUAGCCCUGACGGACAAAACCAUUUCAUGUCAAGGUCUUAUGGGGAAAGCUUUAAAGUCUUGUUUAUUCCAGAUGUUCCCAAAGGGCCUUGGGUAAUCUUAAACAUGUGACUCGGGUUAUGGGGUGCCAAUAUUUUUACUUCAUACUAUUACACACUUUUUAAAAAAAAGUCGAUUAAAGGUACAGGGUCAGUUAUCAGAACAUCAGUCACCGCUGCUCGGCCGGGGUUCCCUCCUGACCUCAUCAGGCCCAUUUUCUUCCUGUUUCCUCUUCCCCCGGCACUGUGGCCUCGCUGUGACACACUGUAAGGGGAAUUUGUGUAAUAACCGCCCCAUUCUAUCUCCCGCCCCACUGCCCCAGGGGAGAUCCCCACACUCUAUAACUCCUGGACUUUCUCUCGUCAGUCCAUGGCCCGUCUUCCGAGCUCUGAGAGAGGACAGACUUAUCGACUCAUCCA